Messenger RNA from Rhodotorula toruloides NP11, 987 nucleotides. RefSeq lists its product as uncharacterized. The record is from RefSeq and is a predicted model, not a curated record. The coding region runs from base 1 to 987 and encodes 328 amino acids. NCBI's taxonomy places the organism in Eukaryota, Fungi, Basidiomycota, Microbotryomycetes, Sporidiobolales, Sporidiobolaceae. The transcript is spliced from 3 exons.
AUGUUCAAGCAGCGCCAGACGAGCGCGGCGAGGUUGGCGGAGGCAAAGAUGCUCGCCGAGGAUGAGGGCGUCCCUUUGACCCGCUCACACCAGCUCAACACCGCUUGCAGAGCGACUCACAAGCUAGACUGCACCGCAAACAUGCUCACGCCCGACGACGACCCACUCCGCUCCGCCUCCGCCUCCCCCGAGCACUCUCACCCUCGCAUUCCCCACUCGUCCCGUUCUCCCCUCUCCUCGCGCGGCCCAUCGCUCGACCUGGCCGGCUCGUCCAUCCGAAGCAGUUCUCUCGACUCACGGAACGACCCCUACCGCGGCCGGAGCUCGUUCGAGUCGAAUCCGUUCCGCGACCCUUCGCUCGACUGGGUCUCGCCUCCUUCGUCGUCUAUCCAGCAUCCCCGCUCUCGAGAAGCUUCGGUCGACAGUGGCGCACGGUCGAUGAGCCCGUCGGUGGCGAGCUCUAUCCAUUCGGCGGAGGAACUGGAGCGCGAGUUGGCGGAUGCGGUCAGCCUCGAGUUGCCACGGGUAUCGGAGGAAUCGACGCGGGACGAGUUCGACGACCGGAGACGAGACCGCAGUGGGACGGUGACGGCUUCGACGUCGUCGACAGACGUGCGAAGAGCGAGUGAAGGGGGAGGAGGCAGAGGAGGAGGGUCUGCGAAACCAGGCAGUCUGCUGUACCAGUUCCGAACAGGAAGCGGCUGGUUUGCGCCCCUCGCUCCUCCAACUCCACCACUAUCUCGCGAAGCCCGCCAACAAGCCGAGAAGGAACGGAUCGAGAAACUCAAGGAGGGCAAGUCUGCGUCUCGGCGGCCCGGCUUGAUGAAACGGAUGUCCUCCGGCGUCGAGAUGACAUUUGGCUCGUCUACUUCUCGCGCGCGGUCUGGCAGCGGUGUCAGUCUGAGCGGGUUCGGCGGAGGUGGAGGAGGAUCAGGUAUCGCUGGGAGGGAGCGAAGCGGGAGUAGCGCGACGAUCGUGCCAAAGUGA